AUGAGCAAGGCAUACUCCUCCUCGGCCCAGAGCGCCUCCUCGUACCGCCGCACCUUCGGCUCUGGUGUCGGGUCAACCCCAAUGUCCUCCUUCUACUCCUCCGGAGCCGGUGGCCGCAGCUCCUCCUCGGCCAGCAUGUCUUCCCGAGUCUAUGAGGUGAAGAGCAGCAGCCUCCCCUCCUAUUCCAGCUACAGGGUGUCCUCCGGUGCUGGUGGUGCAGGGUUCGGCGCCUCUACAGCCAUGCGCACCUACUCCGGAGAGAAGCUGGACUUCAACCUGGCCGACGCCAUGAACCAGGACUUCCUCAACACACGGACCAACGAGAAGGCCGAGCUGCAGCACCUCAACGACCGCUUCGCCAGCUACAUCGAGAAGGUGCGCUUCCUGGAGCAGCAGAACGCGGCGCUGACGGUGGAGAUCGAGAAGCUGAGGGGCCGCGAGGGGCCCGGCCGCGUGGCUGAGAUGUACGAGGAGGAGAUGAGGGAGCUGAGGAGGCAGAUAGAGGCCCACUCCAACCAGCGUGCCCGGAUGGAGGUGGAGAGAGACAACCUGGCCGACGACCUGCAGAAACUCAAGCUCAGGCUCCAGGAGGAGAUUCACCAGAAGGAGGAGGCUGAGAACAACCUCUCUGCUUUCAGAGCCGAUGUUGACAAUGCCACUCUGGCCAGGCUGGACCUGGAGAGACGCAUUGAGAGUCUGCAGGAGGAGAUCGGCUUCCUCAAGAAGAUCCACGAAGAGGAGAUCCGCGAGCUGCAGAGCCAGAUGCAGGACACUCAGGUCCAGAUCCAGAUGGACAUGUCCAAGCCCGACCUGACUGCUGCUCUGAGGGACAUCCGCAUGCAGUAUGAGGGCAUCGCCGCCAAGAACAUCGCAGAGGCUGAAGAGUGGUACAAGUCCAAGGUGUCCGAUCUGAACCAGGCUGUGAACAAGAACAAUGAUGCACUGCGUCAGGCCAAGCAGGAGAGCAUGGAGUACAGGCACCAGAUCCAGUCCUACACCUGCGAGAUCGACUCGCUCAAGGGCACUAACGAGUCUCUGCUGCGUCAGAUGAGAGACAUGGAGGACCGCAUGGGCCGCGAGGCUUCCGGUUUCCAGGACACUAUCGCGCGGCUGGAGGCAGACAUCGCCAAGAUGAAGGACGACAUGGCUCGUCACCUGAGAGAGUACCAGGACCUCCUCAACGUGAAGAUGGCCCUGGAUAUUGAAAUCGCCACCUACCGCAAGCUCCUGGAAGGAGAGGAGAGCAGGAUCACCACCACUGCGCCUGCGCAGUCGGCUUACUCCUCCAUCAGCUUCAGAGAGACCAGUCCUGAGUCCCAGCACCAGCGCUCCUCAGAGGUCCACUCCAAGAAGACUGUUCUCAUCAAGACCAUCGAGACCCGCGAUGGAGAGAUGAAGUAUUCUAUGAGCCAGGGCGCCCAGUCUGUCGUCAGCGAGUCCACACAGCACCAGCAGGACAUCAUGUAAACCGGAGGAGGCACCUCUUAGAAACUGCAGUACUUCUAUUGAAACAUAGUUCAAAAAAAUCUACAUUUUCCCUUCCACUACCACGACGCUGACCAUUUCAGCUGAAACACGAAAUCCACAAGUGAAUGCGAACGGGAGACAUCGUCAGACAGUGUACGGUACGGAGGCACAGUGCAUAGUGCCUUUAGCCUGGUUUUAAAAAUAAAGGUCAUUCCAGGAAUAAUGCUUGAUUUGUGUCAUUAUCCGAAAACGUGUCAUAUCUUACAACUCAAGUAACGAUUUCAAGUGAGCGACGCGGCUUUGUGGGCGCCGCCGCGGCCCGGUACGAGAAGCCUGCAACACCAGGGUCACACGUAACGGUCGUUUUUUUUUUUUUGUUGCACGUGUUCCAAGUCUUUCUGGUGCAAGCGUGCGAGUGUAUGACUUGUUAAAGGAUUGUCUGUGCAACUGAUCGAAAGGGAAGUGACAUGUUGGUGUCAGGUGUGAGUGACGAACAUCUGAUGAGAAAAAGGGGAACUCAGUCAUGUUUGAAGUUUGAGGCUCGACAGCAUGUGCUGGGUGUUUGUGUGAUCACGGGUGACCACGUUGUGCUGCUUCACCGUGCCGAGGAUCUUGAAUAAAGACAUUUGUUACCAAC
Messenger RNA from Acanthopagrus latus (yellowfin seabream), 2104 nucleotides. RefSeq names its product desmin a (gene desma). Gene Ontology annotation, biological process: skeletal muscle organ development. Gene Ontology annotation, cellular component: cell-cell junction; intermediate filament; Z disc. The record is from RefSeq and is a predicted model, not a curated record. NCBI's taxonomy places the organism in Eukaryota, Metazoa, Chordata, Actinopteri, Spariformes, Sparidae. The coding region runs from base 1 to 1467 and encodes 488 amino acids. The transcript has 11 exons.